GUCUCUUAGGGGCUUAGGCUUCAUAUGGUCAUUGGUUCGAUCAUCUUUCUCCAGUGUUGCUUACGGGCGGAAUCGAAUGAUGCUUACCUUUUGCAGCGCUGUGACUAAUGACCGCUUACUCUCCGCUCGCUCUUUACAUCUUCUUUUGUCCUCAUUUCAACCAUUCCCGCUUCUGCUUCAAAGUAGACAGCACCGGUGAAGCUCCGAUGGCUUAGAUGCGCGACGAAAUCCAGAGCUACCAACACCAAAACUCCUGCAAUGGCCCCCACUAAGCCAACGAUCCUCAUCAUCCCCGGAGCGUGGCACACGCCAGACUCCUACACCAAACUCAAGAAGGCCCUCGAGGCCGACGGCUAUGAUGUCCACGUCCCCGCUCUUCCAACUGCGAACGGCACCCGUCCCCCAACCGCGGACCUUUAUGGCGAUGUGAGCUCGAUACGAUCUUACGCAGAAAGUCUUCUCAAGGAUGGCCGCACCGUAGUCGCGCUCAUGCAUUCCUACGGUGGCCAAGUCGGGUCGAACGCAUUCUACGGCCUAAGCACCGAAAGCCGCGCAAAGGCCAGUCUUCCGGGCGGGAUCGCCCACCUCAUCUACAUGGCAGCCUACGCCCUGUUUGAGGGGAAAUCGGUCGCCGACAAAUUCCGAGAAUUCAUCGACGACGAAGUCAUUUCUCAGCUUCUCGACGUUGCCGACGAUCAGACGUGUGUUAUCCGAGACCCGAAGCUGGCACUGCUCGGCGACGAGCUCAAUGGCGCGGAAGCAGAGGCCUAUCUGCAGACUUUGGCGCGAUGGAAUGGGGCGGCUUUGUAUCAGGGGGCGAAGAAUGCGGCAUGGAGAGAGAUGCCGGUUACGUAUAUUUCGUGCACGAAGGAUAUGACGGCGCCAUUUGAGUGGCAGAAGACUAUGAUUGAGGGUAUGCGGAAUGAAGGGAGGGAGGUUGAGGUGUUACAGUGGGAGACGAACCAUAGCCCGCAUGUUACGAUGACGAAAGAAGUUGCUGAUGUGGUCAAGAAGGUUGCUGGUGGCAUCAACUAAUAGGAUUGCCAUUUGGGAAAGUUUGUCGGUUAUGCGGAGACACAGUAUCUGCGGUGUUAAGGUCGUUCUGUAACUGUCUCGGAAAGGUGAUACUUUCAGAUAUGUAUGCGCCUAUUCACCUUAGUUCUUCAAUCGUACGUCUUGAAUAUCUAUAAGUGAUUGGGUGGGGGAGUUCACAGCCGCUGGAACUCCCUAUAGUAAGGCUUAGUGUUAAUUGACACAAUAAGGGUCGGGGCCUCUUUUAUAUAGUUACAUGCUCUGGGUUCGCU
Messenger RNA from Trematosphaeria pertusa, 1304 nucleotides. Its product is annotated as alpha/beta-hydrolase. The record is from RefSeq and is a predicted model, not a curated record. NCBI's taxonomy places the organism in Eukaryota, Fungi, Ascomycota, Dothideomycetes, Pleosporales, Trematosphaeriaceae. Bases 259 to 1035 code for a protein of 258 amino acids. The transcript has a single exon.